AAGAAAAAGUAUUGUAUGUUCGGUUAUGAUUAACGUGUGUAACAUGCCUUAAUAAUUAAAUUAAAUAUUGUGUUAAUUUGUAUUUAUUAAUUAUAAAUAAUAAAAUAAUAAAGAACACAAAAUUGGCGACGAAGAUGGGAUCCGUAAGUCAAUAAAAAACGCACAGGUAAUUGGAUCAAUAGAGAUAAAAAAAAUAAAAGUAAACCACAACAUGGCUAAAAUAGGUAAUAUCGAAGAAUACAAAAUUCAAGAUGAUUUUGUAAGUUGGGUCGAACGACUAGAGUUAUUUAUGCAAGUAAACAAAAUAAAAGAAAAUAAAGAAAGUAUUUUGCUUACUUUAAUUGGUAGCGAGGGGUACAAGAUAUUGAAAUCCUUGUGCACACCUACCUUGCCUAAAGAUGUAAGUUAUGACAAAUUAGUAAGUAAUAUGAUAAAUUACUUACAACCAAAAGUUUCGGUAGUUGCCGAAAGGUCAAAAUUUAGAAAUAGCUUACAAUCGAGCAAUGAGUCAAUAACUGAAUUUGUGACUAAAUUGCAAAAGUUAUCUAUGUUGUGCGAUUUUGGAAAUAAUUUGGAAGAAUCUUUAAGAGACCAAAUUGUACACGGAGUAAAAGACAGAACUCUGAAGAAAAGACUGUGCGAAGAAGCGGACCUAACAUAUGAGAAGGGGAAAGAAAUAUGUCAAGCACAUGAAGGUGCAGAAAAAAUUUUGGAGAAUUUUGGGCAAUCCAGCAAUGAAUGCCAAGGAGAAAUUUAUUUUGCUAACAAGAAGUUCACGCGAACAGCUCAAAACCGAAGUGGCAAGAUCACUGUCAACGGAGGAAAUGUUACUUGUACUUGUUGCGGUAAGAAGAAUCAUGUUUUUAAUAAUUGUUAUUUUAAAGACCGUAAUUGUAAUAUUUGUCAUAAAAAAGGACAUUUAAAGAGUGUUUGUUAUUUUAAAGAUAAAACUGACAAAAGUCGACCAAAGUCUUCACAUUAUUCUAAAGUUAAAAGUAAAAAUUAUGGUAAUAAUUAUAUUGGUACAAUGGAUAGAAAAGUUUCUGACAAUGAAGUCAAUGAAUCUAAUAAUUUUUUAGAUAAUGAUAACUUAAAUAUUGAUACAUUAUUUCAAAUUGAACAGAUAGGCUCAAAGAAUGAAAAUUUAUUUAUUAUGGUACAGAUUGAAAAUAAAAUGGUAAAAAUGCAAUUAGAUACAGGAUCGGCUAUUUCAGCAAUUUCUUUUUCUGAAUAUAGAAAUAAUUUUAAAUAUUUACCCUUAGUUGAUACUAAGAUCAAUUUAAAAAGCUAUUCUGGUGAAUAUAUUGUACCAGUUGGAGUAAUCAAGGUGAAGGUUAAAUUUAAUGAGAAAAAUUUCAGUUUACCAUUGUAUAUUAUUGAAAACGGUGGACCGCCUCUUCUAGGAAAUGAAUGGAUUAAAGUUUUAGGUAUUAAAAUAAAUAUUAACCUUGAAAUAAAUAGUAUUACUGAAGAUUUUACAUGUAAUGUAAAAGAAUUAAUAAGUAGUUUUCCAGAAGUUUUUACAGAUAAAUUAGGUACUUAUAAGAAAAAUGAUAAAUCACCUAAAUCUCAAAAUAAAGGUGCUGCUAAAGAAAAAGUAAAACCUAUAAAACCGGCAGUAUUGAAAAAAGAAGGUGAAAAAGUGAAAGCUGAACAAAAAUCUAUAAGUCCUAUUAAUGUUUUACAAAAUGAGCUUUGGAAUAAAGCUAUCAAAGUUAUAGCUGAUAAAUCUGAUUUACCUGAUAAAGAAAGUGGUAUUGCUAAAUUGUUAGCAAACUAUAAAAAACAAGACUCAAUCCCGAGAAAAGAAACUAAACUUAAGAAUUUUAUUUUGAAAGGAUUUUCUCAAUAUAAGGAUACAGAGAGUGAAAUAUUGGAUAGUUUGUAUAAUAAAAUAAAGGAAGCUUUUGAAAGUUUGAGUGGUCAACCUAAAGAUGGUAAUUCUGAAACUAAAAAUUCCAAUAAUAAAGUAGAAAAGAAUUCGCCUAAAACAAAAAACCUCAAAAAAGUUGAAGUUGAGAAUAGUGAUGAAGAUGAUGAGGACGAUGAUAGACAAAGAAGAUGAUAUUGAUGAAGAUGAAGAUGAUAUUGAUGAAGAUGAUAUUGAAGAUGCAACAUUUGCUGAUAGUGAUGAAGAUGUUGAAGGUGAUAAUUUAGGAAGUGAAAAAGAAAGUAAACUAAGAAGAUCAAAAAGAACUAUAAAAAAACCCGUAAAAUUGUUAACUUACAAAUAAUGUAUUUCUUAUUUGUUGUAUUGUUAACUUAUCAAUUUUGUUAACGUAUAAAUAUUGUUAACUUAUUAAAUUUUGUUAAAUUUCAUAAGUAUUGUUAGUUUUAUAAAUAUUGUAUUUUUUUGUUGUACUGUUAAGUUUAUAAGUAUUGAUCUUAAAGGAUAUAUAUUUUUAAUUUUAGUGGAGAAGGAUGUGAUGUUUUAUGUUGGUAACUACUAAUUUAAUGAUACGUUGUAAACUUGUAAUUGUUGAUAAGAAAAAGUAUUGUAUGUUUGGUUAUGAUUAACGUGUGUAACAUGCCUUAAUAAUUAAAUUAAAUAUUGUGUUAAUUUGUAUUUAUUAAUUAUAAAUAAUAAAAUAAUAAAGAACACAAAA
Messenger RNA from Daktulosphaira vitifoliae (grape phylloxera), 2606 nucleotides. RefSeq lists its product as uncharacterized. The transcript has a single exon. The record is from RefSeq and is a predicted model, not a curated record. The coding region runs from base 212 to 2065 and encodes 617 amino acids. NCBI's taxonomy places the organism in Eukaryota, Metazoa, Arthropoda, Insecta, Hemiptera, Phylloxeridae.